AUGGCUAAACUUACACCAAGUCAAGAACGUGAAUUGCGUGAUGCAUUCGAUCUUUUUGAUAGCGAUCAUUCAGGAAAAAUUUCCAAAACAGAACUUAGACAAGUUUUAAAGGCAUUAAAUAUAGCCGCUACUGAUGCAGAAUUACAAAAAUUAAUGGCACAAAUGGACACUAAUCGUAGUGGUGAUAUUGAUUAUAAUGAAUUUAAAAAUGUUAUGGCGAAAUCAUUUUUUAGAAAAUAUUCUAGAAAGGAAUUAUUAGAUGCAUUUAAAAACUUUGAUACAGAUGGUAAUGGUUAUAUAACAACCAAUGAGCUUGAUAAUAUUUUAUCACGUAUGGGACGACAUUUAACUCGACCUGAACUUGAAUCAAUGAUUUCAUCAUUGGAUACAAGUGGUGAUGGAAAAGUUUCAUUUGAAGAAUUUUGUAGAUUAUUUGAUUAA
Molecule: messenger RNA, 441 nt
Organism: Rotaria sordida
Lineage: Eukaryota; Metazoa; Rotifera; Eurotatoria; Philodinida; Philodinidae
Source: the annotation of a GenBank genome assembly